CCUCGUCAGCCAUAUUGACUCAUUUCACUUCCGCGAGGAAGACGCGCGUUCACGUAGCCGGUGAUCAGUCCCAGUUUUACCGCUGAAUGUAUCAGUGAUUACUUCAAAAUGGCAUCAAAUGAAUUAGCAAAGAAGCUUGAAAGGCGAAUGAACAUAAAUGAAGGCGAAGAAGAGCCGGCAGUAGCCUCCCAGUCGAAAGUUUUCAACCCGUACACGGAGUUCAAGGAAUUCACCCGCAAGCAAAUACAGAAUUAUCAGAAAAUGUUUAAUGAGUUACUAAAGCCUCAGUUCCUUCUUAUUUUCCGCAAGGCGGCUGCAGGAGAAUUGGCAGCCGAGAGCGGAUUGUACGAAAUAUACACGCACCUCAGUGAAAUUGACGUGGAUAAGGAGGGCGUCAAGGGAGCCAAGAACUUCUUUGAAGCCAAGAUAGACCAGCAAACACAGGAAAAGAAGUUUGAGGAGGAAAUCCGACAAGAGCAAGAGGAGAAGAGAAUUCAGCAGGAAGAGAAAAAGGAAAGACAGCAAGCCUUUAAAGCAAAGACAACGUUUUUUAAACAAGAAAUUGAAAACCAAACCAAUUGAGAUCAAAAAGUGAUUUGACUGAGAAGAGGGUGGGGGUAGAGAGUGAAAAGAAAGUGCCCAAAAUGGGGGGGAUGGGGGGGGGACUAGAAAUUCAUCAGUAUCUAUAUUUGUUAUGUGUAAUGCAAACAUUCACUAAAAAUUUCAUCCAUAAGAUAUAUAUAUGUGUUUGUGAGUGACAGCUAGAUUUUUAUUUCAUUUUUUGAUACAAAUAUGUUUGUAGCACUGAGCCAAUUACACGUAGGUUCAUGUUAACCCUGGUUUUCU
This is a messenger RNA of Lingula anatina, 846 nucleotides long. RefSeq names its product EF-hand domain-containing protein D2-like. Gene Ontology annotation, molecular function: calcium ion binding. Lineage: Eukaryota; Metazoa; Brachiopoda; Lingulata; Lingulida; Lingulidae. The record is from RefSeq and is a predicted model, not a curated record.